ACAUCUACUGCGCAUCUACGUCACCAUCCGGUUUCUACGAUUGAGAAGAGCGCGAGAUAGAAAUCCAGGAGCGCGGACAACCUCUGCUCUGCUCUCCAGCUGGCUAAAGGCUGCCUGCAACCAUCACCAUCCAACACAACACAGCACCGAGCCUCCACCACCACCGCUGACUAACUCUUGAAGACAACAAAACACGCGGAAUACAACCAUAUUACACCAAAUACAGACGCACAUGACGUGCAAAGGCUGCAGGACAAAUAACAACAGAGACAGAAACAGAGGGAAAUGUCCUGGUGGCCGCGCGGUGAGGAUGGAGAGGAGGCCAUGCAUCAAGACACCGAUUCUGAUGUGGCAGAGCAGAGAGACGGUGGGAAAGUGAAGGUGAAAUGGACACAAGAGGAGGAUGACAAACUGAAGGCGCUGGUUCAGAAGCUGGGACCAAAUGACUGGAAAUACAUUGCCAACUACAUACCAAGUCACACUGAACACCAGUGUCAGCACCGUUGGAUUAAGGUGUUGGAUCCAGAAUUGGUUAAAGGCCCUUGGACUAAAGAGGAGGAUGAGAAGGUUUUAGAGCUUGUAAAUCUCUACGGCAACAAACAGUGGGCAAUGGUGGCCAAGCAUCUGAAGGGCAGACUGGGGAAGCAGUGCAGAGAGCGUUGGCACAACCACCUCAAUCCCAACGUGAAGAAGUCAUCAUGGACCGCAGAAGAGGACCUCAUCAUCUACAAGGCUCACUGCCUGAUCGGAAACCGCUGGGCUGAGAUUGCCAAGCUGCUCCCUGGAAGAACGGAUAAUGCAGUGAAGAAUCACUGGAAUUCAACCAUCAAACGCAAAUUAGAGAUGGGCUUCUAUGCCGGCGAGGUCUUUAGGCCAGAGGAACUUGAAGAGCUGUUGGCCCGUGUUAAUAAAGAUGUGCAGAUGCCCAGUUGCUCUCAAGAUGGCGCAGAAAACGAACCAGAGCAGAAAGCGAAUCCUUCGUUGCAGGAAACGCCUGUCUCAGCCUCGGAUAAAGCCGGUCCCAGCGAAGCAGGGCCAUCAAAGGCUGUGUCCCCUCCAAAGGACAGUUUAAGCCCCAAAAGUGAAGCAGACACCACAGGAGAGAUGAACGCUACCAGCUGGGUGGUGGACAGCUCUGGCUUUCUCUCCCCUACUGGCCCAGCACUGAAGGAGGUGCUGGACAUGGUGGAUGGGGACCUCGAUGGCUGGUGCAACCUAGAAGCCUUUGACCUGCCUGAGGACAGUCCGAGUCCAGAGCGCCACCGGUUUCGUCUGGAGGGCAGCGCCUUGCAGGAGUUAAGCAAAAGCUGCAAGGGGGAACUCAUCCCUAUCUCUCCUGGAGGGAUCACGCCGCCCUCCAUACUGAGCCACCGAAGCCGGAGACGCAUCGCCUUGUCUCCUGAUACCAGUAGCUCCAUGACUCCCAAGAGCACUCCUGUUAAAAUCUUGCCCUUUUCUCCAUCUCAAUUCCUCAACAUGUGGACCAAGCAGGACACUCAUGACCUGGAGAACCCGUCCCUCACAUCCACGCCAGUGUGCAGCCAGAAAGCCCUUGUUACUACACCGCUACAGCGUGACAAGACCCCCCUCACCCAGAAGGAAAACUCAGCAUUUGUUACACCCAACCACAAGUCCGACCUCUGUACGACCCCACGAACUCCGACUCCGUUCAAAAAUGCCAUGGAGAAGUACGGACCUCUGCAGCCACUGCCUCAGACUCCCAAUCUCGAAGACGACAUAAACGAGGUCAUCCUAAGAGACGGUGGGAUUGACUUGGUUGUUGUACGUACGACAACGCCUGAGCAAAGACGCAAAACGAUGCAUCGGCCUCCGAUGAAGAAAGUACGGAAAUCAUUGGCCCUAGAUGCCGUGGACUGCCACGUGACGCCUAUGUCGAAACGCAAAUCCAUGAAAACUGAAAUCAAACACACCAUCAAGGAAGAACCAGAGAUAGUUUCUAUCAACUCCUCAUCAUUUUGCAAUAAGCAGCAUGAAAAUAUUUUGGAUCAGGGCUUCCUAUUGGGACCCAGUGACAGUGCCAUAUUUCCCAGCACGGUGCCCCCAGUUCUGAUGUCAAAAGAAUGGGAGACGGUUGUUUGUGGACAAACUAAAGACCAACUCAUUAUGACGGAGAAAGCAAGACGCUACCUUCGCUCACUAAAAUCCCACGCUCCCAACCGGGCUCUGAUUCUGUCCUGAGACAUGUCUCGUCUUUACACCAACAUGUUACACAUGCAGAACUUAAUGUUGCUGUUUUCCCCCCUAUACUUUUUGCUGUUGUAAUUUAUGGUGGAGAAAAUGAACAUGCCAUGUGUAGGUUUAGUACAGUUUUUGAACAAGUCAUUAGCAAUCAAAACACUGACAAUAUGUAGCCCUAUCAAUAUUUUGAGAGGGAACGGUUUUAGAUUUAUUCUCACUCCAAUGGCCUUGUGCAAGGCUUGAGUGUAUUGUCACUUAAACAUGAAAAGAACAAUGAAUGUAAAAUUGAAAAAUCACGGCCAUAUACUUUUGCUAUCACUGAAAAGACACGGUUUUACAUUGCAUAAUGUGAAUGUAAUUUAACCGUUUUUUAAAGUUGUGAAGAGUACAAAGAAGACUCGGGCUGCACCUCCAUAUCUUAAAUUCUGUUAUAUAUGGAGUAAAAUUCAGACAGGUUGAUCAGUAAUGCAUUUAGAGAUGAAGGGUCCAUGUUGAAAAUGUUAAAUGAACAUUGUCUUGUUGUAAAAAUCAGUUUAGCAUGUGUCUAGACUUAUAAUAUACAUCUCAAUACACAUAUUAAUAGUGAGGACCUCAGGGGGAAAAUUAGAUGUCUGCUGGACAAUGACUUGUGAUGUAAAGGAGGCAUGGGAGCUGUACCACCGUCGACAGCAAGAGUAUUAUGUUAUUUGGCACUGUUUGUAAAUAUUUAGAGUUGUAUGUUUUUACUUUUGUCAUACAGCAUUUUGUUGAGAAAUUUAAUAAAAUGCAAAUAUAAUAUGUCCUAUA
Molecule: messenger RNA, 2985 nt
Organism: Sebastes umbrosus (honeycomb rockfish)
Lineage: Eukaryota; Metazoa; Chordata; Actinopteri; Perciformes; Sebastidae
Gene: mybl2b
Product: v-myb avian myeloblastosis viral oncogene homolog-like 2b
Exons: 15
Coding region: 286-2199 (637 amino acids)
Biological process (GO): regulation of DNA-templated transcription
Cellular component (GO): nucleus
Molecular function (GO): DNA-binding transcription factor activity, RNA polymerase II-specific; RNA polymerase II cis-regulatory region sequence-specific DNA binding
Source: RefSeq, a predicted model, not a curated record